Molecule: messenger RNA, 1266 nt
Organism: Pogona vitticeps (central bearded dragon)
Lineage: Eukaryota; Metazoa; Chordata; Lepidosauria; Squamata; Agamidae
Source: RefSeq, a predicted model, not a curated record
CAACCCGUCGCUCCCGCUUCUUUGAGAGCGGAGACGGGCGCGGAUCAGGGCGUGUCCGCGAACUCUUGGGUCCGCCUUGUGACUCUCCGCCUGCCUCGCGGGACGGGCUCCCUUUCCUGAAGGCCGCCCGCUCCCCCCCCCACUUGGUUUUCGCCUCUUUUGGGACUGAGGCGGGUAACCCGGGGCGGGCGCGGGUCUCGUUCCCCGCCCCCCUUCCUCGCGCGGGUGGUGGUUCCCCCCCCUCCCCAUGCAGGCGCUUCCCACGUGCUUCUUCGGAGCGCCGUCCGCGGGCGAAGGUGGGCCUCGGAAAGUUUCUGCCUUUCGGGCGAAGACGUUUUGGGCUCCCAUUCAUUGCGUCCGCCGCUCGUUGGCACCCAGGGCGGCAGUGCCGGAGUUGCUGGCUCCAGCUGUUGAUUCAGAAUGGGAGACAAGCCUAUUUGGGAACAGAUUGGUUCCAGCUUUGUACAGCAUUAUUACCAGUUAUUUGAUACAGAUAGGACUCAGUUAGGCGCAAUAUAUAUAGAUGCCUCAUGCCUUACAUGGGAAGGACAACAAUUUCAGGGCAAAGCAGCAAUUGUUGAAAAACUCUCUGUAAGUUUCUAUACUAGUAACUAUUGCUUGAGCCUUCCCUUUCAGAAAAUACAACACAGUAUCACAGCGCAAGAUCAUCAACCUACACCUGAUAGCUGUAUACUGAGUAUGGUGGUUGGGCAGCUCAAGGCUGAUGAAGAUCCUAUUAUGGGAUUCCACCAGAUAUUUCUAUUAAAGAACAUCAAUGAUGCUUGGGUUUGCACCAAUGACAUGUUCAGGCUAGCAUUGCACAACUUUGGUUGAGACAGCAUCUCCGAGGCACCUGUCCAUUUCUUUUUUCCUCCUCCUUACAGAUAUUAAUCACAUUCAUGGAACAUUCCAAAUAUCAUACACAAACCUACAACACCAUGGCAAGCCAGCGAGACCUGUGACAUGUCUUUCCGAAGAGUUUAUGUUGUGUCACUAGAAGAGUUCCUUGUGCAUGAUGUUUGGAAGUUAGACUUAGCUGCAUUUGACAAAGGAAGUGUGUGUUUUACCAGCAUGCCUCGGGAAGAAUCCUAAUACAAAAGGUUGUGUUUCUGUACUGACAGGUUUUUCUAAUAACCCAAAGAAGUAAAAGGAAAAAAAAGAACAGCAGCCUGAAUCCAGUUCAAAUAUUGGGGUUUUUUUUUGUUGUUCCAAUGUUUCACUGCUAUAUUAAACAAUAAAACCAUGCAAUUUUCCUAACAGGUUAAA